AUAACCAAAAAGUUAAAAUAAUCCAAAUUGUAAAUAGUUUUUAAAAUGGGAAAAUAGUGGCACCUUAUUUACAAAUUGUUAUUAAAUACUUCAGGAAAUUGUUUUGUUUUCACAAUGUCUUUUAGAAUACUGAGAAAUUUUCUCACUGCUAGGCAAAAGUGUAUGUUACUGCACCGUCCUUAUUCCAACAACUCGAAGGAUAUAGCACCUUACGACUCGUUUUAUUCUAAGCCUCAAAAGACUAAGCAAACUUAUCUAGAAGUUAUAAAGAAGUUCGAAGAACAAGACACGAGGCGGCGGGGUCAUGUGGAAUUUAUUUAUGCAGCUCUUAGUAGGAUGAAGGAAUUUGGAGUUCAUAAAGACUUGGAAGUUUAUAAGGCAUUAGUAGAAGUUCUGCCGAAAGGAAAAUUGAUACCCACCAACAUUUUUCAAGCUGAGUUCAUGCAUUAUCCAAAACAGCAACAGUGUGCCGUAGAUUUGCUUGAACAAAUGGAAAAUAAUGGUGUAAUGCCGGAUACGGAAAUGGAGCAAAUACUACUCAACACUUUUGGCCGCAGAGGGAUACCAUUAAGAAAGUAUUGGAGGAUGAUGUACUGGAUGCCAAAGUUCAAACACCUCACACCUUGGCCUUUGCCAGAAGAGCUGCCACAGGAGGCACUUGAGCUUGCAAAAUUAGCUAUACAAAGGAUAACAUCUGUUGAUGCAGAUAUCAAUGUUAAUGUUUGGCAGACAGAAGAGAUUGAGGCAUCAUUGGACAAGACAUGGAUCGUGAGUGCCCAGAGUAGAGCACAGCAAGUACUUUUAACGGAACAACCUACAGAUGACCCACUCGUCAUAAAAGGACCGUACCUUGUGUACUUGAGAGAUCAGACUGUAUCAUACUUUGUACUGCUUGGAAAAAUACGACCAGAAGUUAUUGAUGACAAAGAUCUGGAUGAUGUAUCUAAUAUUAAAAAGCCAACAGGUAUACCUGGUGUGGGUAGAGUGAAGUUACCUCAACUAAAAAAUACAAUUCAUGAACAGGAUGAUGGAACUAUUGUUGCAGUAUGUGCUACAGGUACCUCCUCAAGAGACUCCUUACUGUCAUGGAUAAGACUUCUAGAAAAAUAUGAUAAUCCAAGUUUAUCAGAAAUACCAGUAAUAUUUACAUUACUAGCACCGCCAAGUGAUGUAUCAUUAUUUGAAACUCAACUAGCUGAAAGCGAAGAGAAGAAAGAAUAAUUUAUUUUUAUUAGGGUUGAUAAAUAAAUUAUUUAAGUGUUAA
This is a messenger RNA of Aricia agestis (brown argus), 1264 nucleotides long. It is a transcript of the gene ECSIT, whose product is annotated as evolutionarily conserved signaling intermediate in Toll pathway, mitochondrial. Gene Ontology annotation, cellular component: mitochondrion. Gene Ontology annotation, molecular function: protein binding. The record is from RefSeq and is a predicted model, not a curated record. The transcript is spliced from 5 exons. NCBI's taxonomy places the organism in Eukaryota, Metazoa, Arthropoda, Insecta, Lepidoptera, Lycaenidae. Bases 115 to 1221 code for a protein of 368 amino acids.